Messenger RNA from Fulvia fulva, 951 nucleotides. Its product is annotated as Uracil-DNA glycosylase. Lineage: Eukaryota; Fungi; Ascomycota; Dothideomycetes; Mycosphaerellales; Mycosphaerellaceae. The coding region runs from base 1 to 951 and encodes 316 amino acids. Gene Ontology annotation, molecular function: uracil DNA N-glycosylase activity. The transcript is spliced from 2 exons. The record is from RefSeq and is a predicted model, not a curated record. Gene Ontology annotation, biological process: base-excision repair, AP site formation via deaminated base removal; base-excision repair. Gene Ontology annotation, cellular component: nucleus; mitochondrion.
AUGUCUCUCAAACGAAAAGGCGUCGAUGUGGCGACUGAAGCUGCCAAGAAGCCAAAGGCCAAUGGCUCCAUUACAGCAUUCUUCGGCCAGCCAAAGACAAACCCUCCCACAUCAUCCACGAACCCAUCACAACCAGCAUCUUCACCAACAGCACCAGAAACCGUACCCACCAAGUUCGACAAAGAAGCAUGGAUCGCCAAGCUAUCAGACGACCACAAGCAGCUCCUCAAGCUAGAAAUCGAGACACUCCACGAAAGCUGGCUAGCCGUACUCAAGGACGAAGUCAUCAGCCCCGAAUUCCUAAACCUCAAGCGUUUCCUCAAGAAAGAAGUAGAAACAGGCAAGAAAGUCUUUCCACCAAGUGAAGACGUCUAUAGCUGGUCACGACAUACACCCCUCCCCUCUGUCAAAGCCGUCAUCCUAGGCCAAGACCCCUACCACAACCUCAACCAAGCCCACGGCCUCUGCUUCUCCGUCCGCCCACCCACGAAGGCACCGCCCAGCCUCAAGAACAUGUACAUCGCCCUCAAGAAAGACUACCCUUUCUUUAAAGAACCACCCCAGAACGGCGGCCUCCUCACACCAUGGGCAGAUCGAGGCGUCCUUCUCCUCAACACCUGCUUGACUGUCCGCGCCCACGAAGCAAAUUCGCACGCAAAACAAGGCUGGGAGAAGUUCACGCAAAAGGUCAUCGACACAGUCGCAGCGAAGAGAACAAAGGGCGUGGUGUUCCUGGCAUGGGGCAAGCCAGCGCAGGAUCGGUGCAAGAAGAUCAAUGGGAGCAAACACUUGGUGCUGAAGAGCGUACAUCCGAGUCCGCUGAGUGCGCACAAGGGGUUCUUGGAUUGUGGACAUUUCAAGGCGGCGAAUGAGUGGUUGCAGGAAAAGUACGGAGAGGAUGGCAUUAUUGAUUGGAACCUCGAUGUCAAGCCAGAGGAUGCUGGUGUUUGA